This is a messenger RNA of Caenorhabditis auriculariae, 9091 nucleotides long. The record is from the annotation of a GenBank genome assembly. Lineage: Eukaryota; Metazoa; Nematoda; Chromadorea; Rhabditida; Rhabditidae.
AUGUCGCUGUCGUCGCACUACCACGCGCACAAGCCCAAUGUGCCCAUUAUUAUGGAGGACGUUUUUGGCUGGGUGCGCGAGGGAAACGCAUUUCAGGUAGUUUCAAAUAUCAUUACUUGAAAAAACUUGGCCGCAUUUGGAAUGGCUUGGCGGAAAAAAAGAGCCUUAAGAACGGCCUCACUAUGUAGGCUGAAAAUUAGGAACACCAGAACGGUCCCUAAGUUAGCACUUUAUCAACCCCUAUAGGGGCCACUGAAGUUUGCAAAAGUAUAAACUUUGGGCGAAGAAGCAUUACGUUUUUUGAAUGAAGUUGAGAGACCCCUAUAGGGACCACUUAAGAUUUAGGUGCUAAGGGGUCAGACCUUGAACCCCUAUAGCUUUUUCGGCAUUUUCAGGGGCUGUUUGUUCUCCUAACCUCUAUAGGGACCACUCUGUAAUCGCUAAGAAGUUUGAUUUUCCCAUUCCCCAAAAACAUCAUUAUCUUUCUAGCACCAAAAAUUUCGAAUUUUUAGGUUAACCUCGAGUAUUUCUACAGGCUUUACAGUACCGCUCAAAAGUAUAUUAAGUUUUGGUUUUUUGAGAAUAUCUCAGCGAGUACUUAUCCGAUUUAUAUAUAACUUUCAGGGAUAAUGUAAAAAAUACUUUGAAACAUAUACGGCAUACAAAGACAUGUCCGCAAUCACUGAGACGCGUUUUAAGAAUUUUUUAUUGAAUUCAAUUUUUUUUGUUUUUUAUGCUUUUAUUUUUAUUUAUUUUUAUUAAACUUUUUAAGAGUAAUAAUGUUGCCAUAUGAUUUUUUCAUGUUUUCAGACAUGGGAAGAAUCUCUGGAAAAAAGGAUUCGACUGAUAACGACAAAAGAGCCAUCGUUGUGGGUCGUCAAAAUGGACUGACCAUGAUGACGUUGGCAGGAAUGUUCGGCGUGACAGAGGCGUGCAUUUCUCAGUUCCUAAAGCGUCAGAAAGCUCAAGAUGGCUCUACUAAGAGCCAAAACACUGGCAGACCACGUGUCACUGAUCGUAAUGACGAUAGAAACAUUUUGAAGACGUCUAGAACCAAUCCAAGACUCACCGCCCCUGCGAUCAGACGGGAAGUUUUCUUGAAUUCGCCAUCUCCGCCAUCCGUCUGGUCCGUGAAACGACGUCUGAAUGUUGCUGGAGUCAUGGGAAGACGUCCAGUGAAAAAACCGCUGAUUUCUGAAAAGAAUCGAGCCGGCAGGGUGACGUGGGCGAAAGAGCAUCUCAACUGGACCCGUCAAGACUGGAACAAGAUUCUGUGGUCCGACGAAACGGUCUUCCACCAUGUUUUACAGUAAGUAAUUGGUAUUUCGGAUGAUAUCUGGACCCAAUUGGUCUACGAACCCACUGAAUUCCGUCACUCCCGAAGAGGAGGAACUUGUUUUCGUCGGACCACAGAAUCUUGUUCCAGCCUUGACGGGUCCAGUUGAGAUGCUCCUUCGCCCACUUCACCCUGGCGGCUCGAUUCUUUUCAGAAAUCAGCGGUUUCUUCACUGAACGUCUUCCCAUGAUUCCAGCAGCAUUCAGACGUCGUUUCACGGUCGAGAAGGAUGGCGGAGAUGGCGAAUUCAAGCAAACUUCCCGUCUGAUCGCAAGGACGGUGAGUCUUGGAUCGGUUCUAGACGUCUUCAAAAUGUUUCUAUCGUCAUUACGAUCAGUGACACGUGGUCUUCCAGUGCGUUGGCUCUUAGUAAAGCCAUCUUGAGCUUUUCAACGCUUUAGGAACUGAGAAAUGCCCGCCUCUGUCACGCCGAACAUUCCUGCCAACGUCAUCAUGUUCAGUCCAAUUUGACGACCCACAACGAUGGCUCUUUUGCUGUUAUCAGUCAAAUCCUUUUUUCCAGAGGUUCUUCCCAUGUCUGAAAACAUGAAAAAAACAUAUGGCAACAUUAUUACUUUUUAAAAAAAUUUAAUAAAAAAAUAAAUAAAAAAAUAAAAAGCAUAAAAAAACAAAAAAAUUGAAUUCAAAAAAAUUCCUAAAACGCGUCACAGUGAUUGCGGACAUGUAUUUGUUUACCGUAUAUGUUUCAAAGUAUAUUUUACAUAAUCCCUGAAAGUUAUAUAUAAAUCGGAUAAGUACUCGCUGAGAUAUCCUCAAAAAACCAAAACUUAAUAGACUUUUGAGCGGUACUGUAUGUCUAGAAAUAAAACUUAUCCACCAAUUUACAGGGAAAAAAUGGCCUGCAAAAAAUUCAACUCAAUAAUCGGAAUACUGAAAACCAGAAAAACUAACAGAAACCGCCUCAAAAAUACAAAAAUAAAUAUGGUUCUUGAAAAAGUAAAAUGUGAUAUUGACAGGUCCGCGUCUGGCUCGACGAUCACGAACACGACUUGAACGUUGGGUGAGUUGGUUUUUAAAAAAAAGUCAGGUCUGAAAUAAACGGAAAGUUGGUCAGAUUGUUCCUUGAUGUACUAGAUAUAUAUCUUGAAAGUGUAAAUCUGCAAAACUUCCUAGUUUUCGAGGAAGGAGGCUUAAAAAUCUGAAAAUUCUCUCUUUUAGUGGAUUUUGAUGCUCAUGCGCAACCUUGUUCUGCGCCAAAAAAAAAAAUGAGCGUUAUGGUAAAACUUUCUCUGAAUCAAAUAUGUUUUAGAACACGAAUUUUAGGAUCUUUUGAAAAAAAAACUGAAUAUCCUUACUCGAGUCGUUUUCGAGAUACGGUAACCCAAAAGGAAUAGAGUAGAAUUCUUUGAAAAAUCAAUAUCUCAACAAAAAAAUCGACGAAUCUUGAUCAAAGUUUUUUUCGAAAGGUGCAGAAUAAUUUUGUUCAAUUUUUUUAAAAUUUUUUUCUAUUAUCAGGAAAUUCCUGAUAACUUGAUAAAUAUUCCUGACAGGAAUAUUAGCAAGUCAGGAUUUUCAGUACCUUCAUAUGGUACAUAAAAGAUUAUUCUGACCAAGUUUCAUGGAAUUUUAAUAUAAAGUAUAAUGACCCCUUGUUAGAUAUAAAUUCAAAUUUUUUUUAAAUUUUUCACUAACUUAUAGGUAUCUGUAGAUGCUUCUCAAAACGCUACGAAACUAUUUUCUCGAAAAUAAUCGCCUUUUUCAAUUUUCUGACAAGGUUUGCUCCACCAAACUACAGUUAGAACUCGGACCUUGGUAAUGUGAACGGGACGCGAAACGGACGUGUCGGGGCAUUUCUAGUGACCACUUUAGUAGCCUUAACGCUCUUAAGUGAUCCCUUGAAUCGCCCAGAAACGUCCGGAGCACGUCCGUUUCGCGUUACCAAUGUCCGAGAAGUUUCAAAAAUAGCGAUUAUAUAUAUUCAAAGGUCCUGAAUAUCCAUAAACUGAUUCUGAACCUCAAAAUUUGAUUUUUUCGGAAGAAAAAAUGGAACUACGAACAAGAUUACAGAGUGAAACUGCAAAAAUUUUAAAAAUCUCGAAUAUACUGAUCAACUUUGUUAAACACUUUCAAGCGCUUACAAUACAGUUCAUCUCUUUUUGAAAAAAUCUGAUGAAAUUCCAGAGAAUUUUUCAGAAACGCCCCUAUUUGAACAUUUCAAAAACCAGGAAAAGUUCUAAAAAAAUUUUCGAACUUUCGAGCAACCUGCCUUUUCAGUGUUCUGUCCUAAAAAUAGUGACUUCAAUAUCCUAAGUUUAAUAAUUUAAUUUAAAAAUUUCCAGAGACGACCACGCAUUUUCCCUCCUCCACUGGGCUUCCAAAGAAGGGCAUGUCAGUAUCGCCGAAAUGCUCCUUUCAAGGUUCACUUUAUUUUCAUUCAAUUUCUGAUUUGACCCUUUCUAAUAACUGAAAAAAUCCUGCUCCUUAAAGAAAAUCAUGAAAAAGUACCUGAAACCGUAAAAAGAACUUUGAAAUCGUGAUCGAAGUGUACAGAUGAAGAAUUCAAAUCCAAUUCCGAAAUCUGAAAAGUCAUAUAAGAAGAAAAAAAAAGAAGAAUGUUUUGAAGUUUCAUCAAUGCAAUUCUAUUCACACUUUAAAGAAAAAAAACGCAAAAAAAAAUUUUUAAAAAUCGAUCUUUUUAUUUUUGAACUUUCUUGUAAUGCUUCAGUGAAACUCAGUUCAAAAUCCAACUCUCUAUGGAAAAAUAUCUCGACGAUUCCCGGAAAAAAACUAAGGACUGAAAACAGCUCAAAAUAAGACGCUGAACAAUGUUGGAAAAUCCUGUUACGCAAGAAAUUUUCGAAACAUUCAAUCAAAUUUACAAUUCUUUGAUGAACAAGCCUGUACAACGCGAUAAAUUCUCUCAAAUUCAUUUAUUUCACGGCAAGAAAAUGUUAAAAAACGGAUAAAAGAACGAAGAAAAAAAGGAAAACUGAAAAAAGAGAAUUUUUGCAAAAAUUUUUGAAAUGUGUGCAUGCACUGACGGUCACGACCUUUUGCGGACUGAAAUUUGGAUACAGUAUCAUUUAUUUUGUUUUUUUGUUUUUCCUUUCAAAUUUUGACGUCUUUUCAGAGGUGCUCGUGUCACGGCAACCAACAUGGGUGACGAUACAAGCUUACACUUGGCAGCAGCAAAUGGACACCGGCCAAUUGUCGUGGUUAGCUUUUUUUGAAUUUUUAAAUUAUAGAUAGAUGUGAGAUAUAAUUAUAUGUGUAAUGGAUUUUUCCAGAAACUCCUAGCAAGAAAAGCCGACGUUCACGCGACCAACGAACACGGAAUGACGCCGCUGCAUUAUGCUUGCUUCUGGGGAUACGAGCAAAUCGCCGAGGUUGGUUCAGUCGGUUGGCGUCUUGUUUAGUAUAUUUAUUACCUGGGUUCAAGUCCUGUUGAGGUUUUUUUGUGCGUUAAAUAAAGUUUGAAGGGCUAUUUUCAAGGUGGACAUCAAUUCUUUAGUUAUUUUUUUGAAGCAAAAAAACCUUUAAAAAAAUUCAAUUAUCAGGCAUUUUUUUCAACUUGAAGCCUUUUUAUUAGGUACCAAUCGAUCCAGAAUUACAAACUGAACCAGAAAAUCAAGUUAAAAUGCGAUCAAAAAUUCAUAUUUUUGAGUUUCAUCUACUUGAAAACGAUCAGCAAGUUUUUUUCAGUCAUUUUCUUUUCACAAACUUAAAAAAUCCCUUUCUCGACCAUUUUCUAACUUACAAAGCUGAAAAGGGUACCAAAAGAUCCAGAAUUUCCAACCCCAUCCAUAAAAAAUAAAAAAAGUCAUAUAGAAUGUUCGAAUUUUUCUAAAUGUAGAGUUCUUCAGGACCUAAUCCAAUACGGCGCCCUGAUCAGCGCCUGCAACAAACGAGGCCAAACUCCUUUGGACGUUUGCCAGCCACAAUGCAGGGAUACUAUCAUAGGUAUUUUUCGUUUUCCGUGACAUGAAAGGCUUCUCUUCGCCCUCCUUAUCUCUCGGCGACUCUCUCAUGUUUACCCGCUGUUUCCAUGUUUCUCUGACCUCGCCGGUGAGGGAACAGAGAGACGCAGACGAACAGACUAUAUAGUCUGUUCAGAUUUUGAAUGUCAAGUCGCCGCUCAAGCUCCGCCCCUAUUGGUGCGGUAAACCAAUCAGAGAGCGAGCCAUCCACAGAGCGUUUUUGAAUGACGUCAUUGCACUUGACAUUAAAAAUCUGAACAGACUAUAUUUAUUUCUUUUUUUUAAUAGUUCAAAGGUCGAGUCGGUUGUGAGCUGUUUUGCUAUAAACUAUUACUAUAAAAUCAUACAAUCUUUUUUUUAUAAAGCGCAUAUAACAGUAAAGUCAUGAAACACCCGGAAAAUUCCAGAAAUCGCCGCGGAAAACGGCCAACAGGCGGACCAGCGGGUCCCAUUCAAGGAUCAAACUUGGAAGGGGACCAAAUCUCGGACGAGGGACGCCACGCUCUCCCGCUACACGGGCGUUGAUGUCUCAUCUCUCAACCUCAUUUCUAAGGUUUUUUCUUGAGUUAAAAAAAUUUUUUCCGGCGGAUUGGAAGGCUUGGAGUCACUUUGUGAAGUGUCAAAAAGUGCUGAAAAAAUUUCUGACUUGAUCCACCCAUAAAGCAAAAAAAAAGAGGCGCUUAGUGAAAUUCUAAACCUCUUAAGUGGUCAUUUCAGACCUCCUUUGUUUUAUCCCUUAAGUAGACCCUUGGAAAGCCCAAAUCCAGCCCAAGGAACGCUCAGUGAAAUUCUAAACUUCUUAAGUGGUCAUUCCAGGACUCCUUAGACCACUUUACCUCUAGGGGCCACUUUUCUAAGCCCUGUAGGGGUCACUGAAGCUUGCAACAGUGGCCCCUUCAGGGAAAAUUGUAUAGUUUGUUCAUAUUUUGAAUGUCAAGUACAAUGACGUCAUUCGAAAACGCUCUGUGGAUGGCUCGCCCUCUGAUUGGCUUAUCGGGUCAUUAGGGGCGGAGCUUUAGAAGCGACUUUUAAAUCUGAACAGACUAUAUUCGAUAAUUUUUAUGAACUCUAAGCGAAGAAGCAUUUCCAUGGAAAAAACUGAAUAAAAAAGCGUUUUUCGAAUGAAUUCGAGAGACCCUAUAGGGUCCACUUGAGCUUUAGGGGCUAAGGGGUCAGACUUUGAACCCCUAUAGGGACCACUUUUUCGGCCUACCCUCCUAACCCCUAUAGAGACCACUCUGGAGCCCCCAAAUUUAAACAAAAAAAUUUUAAAAAAAAACUAGAAAAGUGGGACCACCACAAGUAAAUCGCUGAAGAGACUUACUUUAACCAUUCCAAAAUCUCCAAGUAGCCACUUAAACAAAUUUUUUCAACAGAUCGCCGAGUCGCAUUCCGGAGAGCUGUGGCGCGGAAAAUGGCAAGGCAACGACAUCGUCGCCAGAAUUCUCUCCGUUCCCGAGGUCACUCCGAGAAUUUCGCGAGACUUCCAGACCGAGUUCCCCGCUUUGAGGUGAGCCUCUGAUCAAACUACAUCCAAAACUUCACUUUUCAGGAUAUUCGCCCAUCCAAACAUCUGCCCGGUGUUGGCCGCCGCCAAUCAACCCCCAAAUUUGGUCAUCAUUUCUCAAUUCAUGCCCUUUGGAAGUCUCUACAACGUUCUUCAUGAGCAGAGCUGUGAGUUUCGAAAUGGAUUUUUUUAAAGGACAGUGGAAAUCGAAAAAGCUUUCAAAUUGGUCAUUUGAAGAGAAAAUUUCGCUCAAAAGGUAUGUAGCAUAUUUCACAAAACUCUAUCUGAUUGCAUUUCCAACCCACAUGGGUUCUCGACAACAUGGCUCAGUCGGUGAGACAGUUGCUUAUCGCUCAAAAGGUCAAGGGUUCAAAUCCCGGUCGCAAAAUUUUGCAGAAAUGGAACUUGAAGUUCCGAUAUUCAGCAGUAGCGGAUACUCAGAAAUCAUUUUUAGAGAACAAAUUUAAAAAAAAAAGUGGCCUAAUGCCUAAACGUUUAGAGCAUCACUCAAAAGGUCAAGGGUUAAUUUCCUUGCCACAGAAUUUUGCAGGAAAAAUUAAACUUGAAGCUUACUGUUAUAUUUUCUAUAGUCCUGAUUACUCAGAGAACUUAAUUAUGAAGUUUAAAUUUUAAAAAAGAGUAGCUCAAUGGCUAAAAGUUCAGAACAACACUCAAAAGGUCAAGGGUUCGAACCCCGGUCGCAAAAUUCUGCAGGAAAAAAAACUUUUAGCUUACUGGUAUAUUUCCUGUAGUCCUGAUUACUCAGAAAUCUUAAUUUUGAAGUUCAAAUUUCGAUAAAGCGGUGGCUCAAUGGCUAAACAUUCAGAACAUCGAUCAAAAGGUCACAGGUUCAAAUCCCGGUCGCAAGAUUUUGCAGGAAAAAUAAAAAUUGAAGCUUACUGUUAUGUUUUCUGUAGUCCUGAUUACUCAGAAAUCUUAAUUUUGAAGUUCAAAUUUCAAUAAAGCAGUGGCUCAAUGGCUUAACGUUCAGAACACCACUCAAAAGGUCACAGGUUCAAAUCCCGGUCGCAAGAUUUUGCAGGAAAAAAAAACUUGUAGCUCGGAUUUCUAGUGGAGAACACGUUAGAGUUCAUAAAUGUUUGAAGUCCUAUUUGAAAAGAUUGGCUCAAUGGCUAAAGCUUCAAAAUAUCACUCAAAAGGUCGCGGGUUCGAAACCUGGGAGCAUUUUCGCAAAAAAAAUUCUGAAGCUCAGUUUUUGUGAUGAUUUCAUAUCUUUUCAAGUCCACAUUUCGAUUCGAAGAUGGCCUAGCGGCUAAACACCUCAACUAUCACCAAACAAGUCUCGAGUUCAAUCCCAUCUCAUUCUAUUUUUUUUUUUUGCAGCGGUGGUGAUCGACCACAGCCAGGCGGUCCGAUUCGCGUUGGACAUUGCUCGGGGAAUGUCGUACCUGCACAGUCUGGACCCUCUCGUCCUGCGCUACUAUCUCUCCUCGAAGCACAUCGUCGUCGACGAGGAGCUGACGGCCAAGAUCUCGAUGGCCGACACCAAGUUCAGCUUCCAGGAGGUCGGCAGGAUCUACUCGCCGGCUUGGAUGAGCCCUGAAGGUUGGAUCUUGAAGAGCCAUUCUUGCUAAAAGAUGAUAAUUUCAGCCCUAAACCGAGCCCCGGAAGAUCUGAAUAUCCGGGCGGCCGACAUGUGGUCUUUCGGCGUUCUGCUCUGGGAAUUGAACACGCGCGAGGUUCCGUUCGCCGAUUUGCCGCCCAUGGAGUGCGGAAUGAAGGUUUGUUCAUAUUCUUUUUGUCGCAUUUGGAAAGGAUCAUGCGUCGCGGUCGCGCUGCGGUCAGACUCAAUAUCUUGAAUUUUAAGCCAUUCCAAAUGCGGUUAACACCUUUAAAAAUGAUAAAUGACGUCAUCGUUCCACUCUAUGACGUCAUUCAACUCACGCGUUGCGGUCAGCAGAUCCAAGUAGUCUGGCUCAAUAUCUUCAAUUUUAAGCCAUUCCAAAUGCGGUUAACACCUUUCAAAAUAAUAAAUGACGUCAUCGACUCAAUUUAUGACGUCAUUAAUGUUUUCUACCUGCUUUAAAGCUUUAUAGAGCCGUUUUUCUUCAUUUUAUCAGUGGAGCGCAAAAGCCCGCCUUUUUGAGCCGUGGAAACAUAAAACUCGAAAAAAUUCCCCAAAAAGAAAUAACUAUCUUUCAGGUUGCCCUGGAAGGCCUGCGAGUGACGAUUCCGCCCGGAAUCGCCCGCAACAUGUACCGACUCAUCAACAUCUGCAUGAACGAGGACUCGGGCCGUCGGCCCAACUUUGACCAAAUUAUCCCGAUCCUUGAGAAGAUGGCCAUCUGA